This is a messenger RNA of Bactrocera tryoni, 558 nucleotides long. It is a transcript of the gene Atg12, whose product is annotated as autophagy protein 12-like. The record is from RefSeq and is a predicted model, not a curated record. Gene Ontology annotation, biological process: autophagy of mitochondrion; autophagosome assembly; nucleophagy. The coding region runs from base 94 to 402 and encodes 102 amino acids. Gene Ontology annotation, cellular component: phagophore assembly site membrane; cytoplasm; Atg12-Atg5-Atg16 complex. Lineage: Eukaryota; Metazoa; Arthropoda; Insecta; Diptera; Tephritidae. The transcript has 3 exons.
ACAGCUGUUGUAUAGUAAUUUGUUUUUGAUAAAACAGAUUAUUGAAAUAUACACUUUGUAAAAGAGGAACACCUUCUAAUAAAUAAUACAGUCAUGGCGGAUACAGAGGAUAAUUCCAUAACUGAGAAAGACAAUUCAAAGAUUUGUAUACUACUCAAUGCUACAGGCAAUGUUCCGAUAAUCAAAAAACGAAAAUGGACAGUAGAUCCUAACAAAACGGUCAGUUGGAUACAGAAGUUUAUACACCAAUAUCUAAAACUAGAUGCAAAUGAACAGAUCUUUCUUUAUGUUAAUCAAACCUUCGCUCCUGCACCGGAUCAAAUUAUAAAAAACCUCUAUGAAUGUCAUGGAACUAAUGGGAAACUUGUUCUUUAUUAUUGCAAAAACCAAGCUUGGGGUUGAAUAAUCAAUACAAUAUAGGAGGACUAUCUUAGUAGUAUUAAGAUGUAUGUAUAUGUAUUAUAUGUACAUAUAAUCACUAUGAUUGUAGGUACUUAUAAGAACUUAUUUAAUAUGUUUAAGUAAUUUUUAUAUUAAUAAAAAAUCGUUUAAGAGCAA